This is a messenger RNA of Myiozetetes cayanensis, 1660 nucleotides long. Its product is annotated as vesicle-associated membrane protein 5-like. Gene Ontology annotation, cellular component: plasma membrane. Lineage: Eukaryota; Metazoa; Chordata; Aves; Passeriformes; Tyrannidae. The record is from RefSeq and is a predicted model, not a curated record. Gene Ontology annotation, biological process: Golgi to plasma membrane protein transport.
CCCUCCCGUCGGGGGCGGCCGCUGGAACACGGGACGGGACGGGCGCUCCGGGACCGGCCCGGGCACCGGCAUCGGGACCGGGACCGACCUCCGGGACCGCACUGAGCCCCCGGGACCGGGACCAUGGCGGGGCUGGCGCGGUGCCAGCGCCAGGCGGAGGAGGUGACGGAGCUGAUGCGGCAGAACGUGGAGCGGGCGAUGGAGCGGGAAGGGCACCUGGAGCGGCUGCAGAGCCGGGCCCAGGACCUGCGACAGGCGAGCGAGGCCUUCACCCGCAGCACUCGGGCGGUGACGCAGCGACAGCGCCGGGGACAGCGCCGGUGGCUCCUGGUGGCCCUCGGCCUCGGCCUCUUCGUCCUCCUCCUCCUCCUCCUGGGCCUGGGCCUGGCACUGGCCCUGGCACAGUCACCCCCAGCCACUGCCACUGUCCCCACCCCACAGGCACGGACUGAGCCCCCCCAGCACCGUGGAGCCCCUUUGACAACAGAGACACGGGGGGGGAAGGGCAUGAUAAAUAAACAGCAGGACUUGUUUGGGUAGACCCUACCAUAACAAACCAGUGGGAUGAUCUUCAGGGAGACCCUACAAUAAAUAAGCACCAGGAUCUCACUCGGGGAGACCCGACAUUAACAAACCCGCAGGAUGAGCUCUGGGGAGACCCUACAAUAAAUACACACCCGGAUCUGCUUUGGAGAGACCCUACAAUAACAAACGUGCCAGACCUUCUUUGGAGAAACUGUACAAGAAGAGAAGAGCGGGAGCCACUCAAGGGAGAGCCUGUAAUAAACACCAGCAGCUCUUUGGGGAGACCCUACAAUAACAAACCAGCAGGACCCACUUCAGGGAGACCCUAUGAUAAAUCAGCAGCAGCACAUGAUUUGGGGAGACCCUACAAUAACGGAGCGGCAGGAUGAGCUCCAGGGAGACCUUACGACAAUGAACAUGCUGGACCCACUCUGGGGAGACCCUACAAUAAACAAGCACCAAGACUUGUCUGGGGAGACUCUACAGUCACAAACCAGGAGAACGAACUUCAGGGACACCCUACAAUAAAUAAAUAACCUGGAUCCGUUUUAGGGAGACCCUAUAAUAACAAAAGCUCCAGAUUCUGCUUUGUAGAUACCCUAGAAUAACAAAUCAGCAGGAUGAGUUCUGGAGACACCCUACAAUAAAUAAACACCAGGACUCCUUUGGAGAGACCCUACAACAACAAACAUGCUGGACCCCCUCUGGGGUGACCCUACAAUAAAAGCAGUGGGGUGAUCUCCAGGAAGACCCUACAAUCAAUCAACACUGGGAUGUGUUUGGGGAAACCCCACAAUGACAAAUAAGGGGGAUUGAUUUGGGGUAGACCCCGCAAUAACAAACCCAUGGGAUCUACUUUAGAGAGACCCUACAAUAAAUAACCACCAGGAUUUAUUUGGAGAGACCCUACAGUAACAAACUAGCAGGUUGGUGACCCUACAACAACAAACAUGCUGGACCCACUUGGGGGAGACCCUACGAUAAAUAAACACAAGGAAUUGUUUAGGGAGGGCCUAUGACAACAGAGAAACUGCAAUAAAUAAACUCCACAAUCUGUUUCUCAGAGACCCUAUAAUAACAAACCUGUAAGUUCAGCUCCAGGAAGACCCUACAAUAAAUAAACACCAGGAUCUGC